AUGUAUCUCAAAAAUGCAAUACAUAGUACCGAACAAUACCAGUAUAUUAUUUCAGCACUUCUCAAGCUAGGGUUCGACAUCAUUUCAGAAUGUUACAUUGUUGGGAAAACACUGAGAAACGUAAAGCAGAAGAGCUCGCCACACUCAUUACUCCACCACCAACCAUCCAUCUUACUGAUACUCCCACACGCUCCGCUACUUGUGUUCUUCCAGUUUGUAAAGGUCAUGGGCGUAUUGGAGGAAAGUUUGGAUUUCCACAUGAAUGGUGGGUUAGCUGGUGUAGCCGCUACUGUAGGCAGUGUGGCGACUUCUUUAGCUGCUAUCCAAAAGUUAUUGUUUGUACAGAUUGGCGUUGAAGCAACUGGAAUAAAAUGA
Messenger RNA from Helobdella robusta, 375 nucleotides. RefSeq lists its product as hypothetical. The transcript is spliced from 2 exons. The record is from RefSeq and is a predicted model, not a curated record. NCBI's taxonomy places the organism in Eukaryota, Metazoa, Annelida, Clitellata, Rhynchobdellida, Glossiphoniidae. Bases 1 to 375 code for a protein of 124 amino acids.